Molecule: messenger RNA, 4823 nt
Organism: Entelurus aequoreus (snake pipefish)
Lineage: Eukaryota; Metazoa; Chordata; Actinopteri; Syngnathiformes; Syngnathidae
Gene: arxa
Product: aristaless related homeobox a
Exons: 5
Coding region: 163-1551 (462 amino acids)
Biological process (GO): regulation of transcription by RNA polymerase II
Molecular function (GO): RNA polymerase II transcription regulatory region sequence-specific DNA binding; DNA-binding transcription factor activity, RNA polymerase II-specific
Source: RefSeq, a predicted model, not a curated record
AGCGCCAGGAGCCGGGAAGUGUGUGACAGAGCCCGGCUAGGCUGUCGACAGCGGCGCGUCAGCCUCCACACACACACACAUACACAUGCGCGCACACACACACACGCACACCACACACGCACACACACACGUGGGGCGAUAGAAGAGAGGAGAAGCGUCGAUAUGAGCGGACACUUUGAGGAAGACGCGCACCGUAGGACGGAGAGGAAAGGCAGUAAAUCCCCCACUUUGCUGUCUUCUUACUGCAUUGACAGCAUUCUGGGCCGCCGGAGUCCCUGCAAGGUGCGGCUCAUUGGCGCGCAAACUUUGGCUGCACUGCCCGGCAGAGGGGAGCUCGACAGGGCGGCUCUGGGCCCCAUCAGAGAGCCGCUCUCCCUGCCUGGAGUGGACAUGCACCUGCCCCCCAAGCUCCGCCGCCUCUACGGCCCUGGAGGAAAGUACCUCCAGGAGCAGGCGGACAAGCUGGACCGAGAGCGGGUCCUGCUGGAGGGGGCCGCGGACAGCCUGAAGAUCGUCCAGGCUCCGCAGGUGAGCAUCAGCCGCAGCAAGUCCUACAGGGAGAACGCGGCUCUGAGCCGGCCGGAGGGCGAGCGCAGAAGCCCCGCGGAGGCUGCGGAGAGCGGCGGCCUCAUGGAGCGGGAGGAGCUGACCAAGUUGGAGGAGGAGGCGGUGAAGGAGGAGGAGAGCUCCGGCGGGGAUGCUGCGGCGCUCUCCCCGAAGGACGAGGAGCGGGAGGGCUUGAACGCCGGGGACGGGGAGGACAGCGUGUGUCUGUCCGCCGGCAGCGACUCGGAGGAGGGCAUGAUGAAGCGCAAGCAGCGGCGCUACAGAACCACCUUCACCAGCUACCAGCUGGAGGAGCUGGAGAGAGCCUUCCAAAAGACGCACUACCCCGACGUCUUCACCAGGGAAGAGCUCGCCAUGCGUUUGGAUCUGACCGAAGCCAGGGUGCAAGUGUGGUUUCAGAACCGCAGGGCCAAGUGGAGGAAGCGUGAGAAGGCGGGCGUGCAGGCACACCCGCCGGGCCUCCCCUUCCCGGGUCCCCUGGCAGCAGGCCACCCUCUCAGCCACUACCUGGAGGGAGCACACUUCCCGCCUCACCCGCAUCCCGCCUUGGAGUCGGCGUGGACGGCAGCAGCGGCCGCCGCCGCCUUCCCGGGCCUCGCCCCGCCCCACCACAACGGCUCCGCACCGCCGCUCGCCACCUCCCUCGGCUUGGGCACCUUCCUGGGCACGGCGGCCAUGUUCCGCCACCCGGCUUUCAUCGGGCCCACCUUUGGCAGGCUCUUCUCCAGUAUGAGUCCUCUGACCAGCGCUUCCACCGCCGCCGCGCUCCUGCGACAGCCCGCCCCCGCCGCGCAUGACAGCUCCCACGCAGGCCCCGUCCUCCCAGACCCGUCCCCUGCCGCCGCCCCUGCGUCUUCUUCGGCUGCAGCGGACCGCCGGGCCUCCAGCAUCGCCGCCUUGCGCCUCAAGGCCAAGGAACACUCGGCCCAGCUCACCCAACUCAACAUCCUGCUCCCCGGCGCCACAGGAAAGGAGGUGUGCUGAAUACUCGACCCCCCCAACCCCCAAAAGAACGAAAAAGUCCCCCCAACAAAGUAGCACAACCAAACCAAGUAAAAAGGAAAAAAAAACUGCAUGAGCGCCACAUCAUUUGCUUUACAUUCUAAGAUCCAAUGCAAGAACUGCCUCAAAAAAGAUGGACUAAAAAUGUUCAUUAUAAACUCACAGCAAUUGUAUUUCUUUCACAGUAACAUUCCCCGUAAUGGUAACACUUUAGUAUGGGGAACAUAUUGUAAGUAACAAAGACUUCAGUGAGAAUUAUUUGGACACUAGGGGAACAUAUUGUAUAAGUAACAAAUACUUAAUUUAGAGUUAUUUGGUUAGGGUUAGAGCAGGGGUCGAGAACCUUUAUGGCUGAGAAAGCCAAAUAUUUUAAAAUGUAUUUCCUUUCUUUCAUAGUUCUUUUUAUUGAUUUGACAUUCACAUUAACAAUAAAUUCAAACCGUCUUCAUCCCCUACCCCUGCUGUCACUCAAAACAAAAACAAUAAACAAAAGUAAGAGUACAAAAGUACCCAGAGUAAAAAAAUAAAAUAAAUAAACAAAGUUCAAUACAAGGCACUUGAGACAAAGUAAUUGAAAACUGAAAGACACUGUAGAAGCAGCAUGACAAGGCCUGAAACGUCAGCAGUCAUAUUAAGGUACAUAUCUAGGGCUCUUCCUGCACUUGUGUAGAGGAUUGGUCAAAAAAAGUCAAAAAAGGUCUCCACGCUUUAAAAAACUUGUUUUCAGAGCCCCGUAAUGUAUAUCUUAUUUUCUCGAGCUUCAGGUUUGCUAACACGUCCCUUAUCCAGUGGGAGACUGAGGGUGGGACAGCCUCCUUCCACUUCAACAAUAUCAGGCGGCGUGCGAGGAGGGUGGUAAAGGCAGCUGUUUUGUGACCCCCUACAGGUAGUUCCAUCCCUUCAGGAAUUAUUCCAAAUACUGAAAUUAGAGGGUUUGGAUCGAUUUGAAUUGUUAAGAUCGUGGAGAGUGCUACGAAGAUGGAUUUCCAGUACCCCUUUAGCUUCGGACAAGGCCAAAACAUGUGUAUUAAUGUUGCGUUAUGUAGUUUACAUCUAUCGCAUAAUGGGUUAAUUUGGGGAAAUAUUUUUGCUAAUUUUGCUUUUGAGAAGUGUACCCGGUGUAUCACUUUAAAUUGGACCAGUGAGUGUCGUGCGCACAUUGAAGAUGAGUGAACCCUUUUCUCAAUUUUUGCCCAGGUUACGUCAUCUAUUGGUAUUUGGAGGUCUUGUUCCCAUGCUUUUCUAAUUCUUGGCAUGGAAGUGCAUUCUAAUCCUAAAAGUAAAUUAAGUAUAUAUGAAAUUGCCCUCUUCUUUGUUGGAUUUAAAGACAUCAUUUCAUCUGUGGUUGAUUUAGAGGGUUUAUUAGGGAACUGUGGAAGAACUGUUUUAACAUAAUCCCUUAUCUGGAAAUAUCUUAACAUAUGGGAACUUGGUAGAUUAAAUUUCUUGGACAACUCCGUAAAAGAGGCGAAUAUAUUGUCUAUAAAAAGGUCAUUGAAACAUUUCAAACCCCUUUGAUGCCACAUAUUAAAAGCUGAGUCUUUAAAAUGUAUUUCCGUGAGAGCCGUAUAAUAUUUUUUAACAACGAAUACAACUAAAUGCGUGCAUUCUUAAGUAAGAACAACAUUUUUAGAGUACUAUGAGUCUCUUAUUCUUUUUAAUAACAAUGUUGUUCUGAAGCUAACCAAUAAUAAAUGAAAUGUUUCUUAUCAUUAAUGCGACUUCUGUGCUGCAUGGUUUUGCUGAUGGCUUUGUAGUCUGGUUGAUACGUGGUUAUUUUUAACACUGUGAUUACCAGCGGAAUUAUUCAUUACUUAUCGUGUUAAGCAGUGUCAGCUGAGAUUGAUCUGAGAGCCAGAUGCAGUCAUCAAAAGAGCCACAUCUGGCUCUAGAGCCAUAGGUUCCCUACCCCUGGGUUAUUAGGGUUAGGGUUAAUUAGGGUUGUUGUAUAAUAAGGCCAUGCAGAAUAAGGCAUUAAUAAGUACUUAAUGACUAUUUAAGAGCCAAUGUGUUACUAAUUUGCAUGUUAAUAAGCAACUAAUUAAUGGUGAAUAUGUUCCCCAUACUAAAGUGUUACCAAAGUAAUUUCUUGUCAAAUAUAUUUUCAGUACUUUACUAUAACUUACAAUAAAGUUACAAAUAAAUGCUGUUACUUUGCAAUUGUAAUUUUAUUUUAAAUCACUCUCGUUUGUUUGUUUGUCGUCUAUAUGGAACAGUUUGAAUUUACAGUAACUUAUUGUGGUAUUACAGAGUACUGACUACAUUCUUGUUCUGUGAAAGAACACUUAAUUGCUAUGAAAUAUAAGGGUAUCGUUAUUUUUACAGUCAGUUGUAAUGUUACAGUAUUUUUACUGUAAAAAAUACCGUUAAAUGCUGUGAAAUUUUUUACAGUGUGUUCUUUAUUUUUCUUUGUUUCUGAUGGUGUUUAAGUGACAACAAAGAAGCACUUUUAUUCCAGUAUUAGGCAAAUUCUGUAUUUUUUUUUUUUUAAAGUCUUGCAUUUGAUCUUGCAGCUGCAAUUUAAUUUGAUGGACCUUCAUGACCCCAAUAUAAGACCACCUGUCUUUUUAGGAAAAAUAUCCCUUGGUAAUAAAUACACCACUGGCCCCCAAGUCACUAGUGCAUGUGUGAGCGACAGGAGGAAAAGCUAAAUCACUAUAGUACACCCCAGACAUAAGACAAAACAACGUUUUGGGGUAGUCUUAUAUUGGGGUCACUACAGUAGAUUUAAUAUGUACUAAAUUCACUUUAACAUGGUGGCCUGCCAAUAUAAAGCAUCAGAAGUAUCCCGUGCUAUACGUCAAAUGCAUCGAUGGGGCUGGGACAGUACAGGACCCUGACUCUUUGCCACCCACCCACCCAGAACCAAAGGAAAACGGUCCCACAGAUCUGACUUAAGUCUUCUCUACACGCAUGACUCCGGUCCCCUAAACGACUGUAAAUGAAAACUGUACAUAUACUGUGUAAAGAGGGAGGACGCCAUUUCUAACAAAAGUCAUAAUUUUCCAAGCUUGUGUAUAUUUCAGGAGUUUUGAUCAUUUGCACUCUGUGUAGUGUCUGUGAUGAAUGUCCACCCUGUGUAGAAUUAUUCCAGCUGUGUUUAAUCAACUAGAUAUUUUGAUCAUUAUUUAUGUUUAAGCUACGAACAGUUUUUUUAAGCGGUGAUGGAAAAAGUCCGAAAAUGAGUUCUUUUUUGCAUUCAGGACACAUGUGAAAUAAUAUUAUAGAACUAUGAAUAAAGAGUGUUAUGAGGA